AUGGAAUCGUCCGUGACACAAAAGAUCUCCUAUGUUCCUCUGGUUUCGUCUUACAGCAGCCGCAGUAAACGUAGAUUAAGUCGCUCUGAGCGCACACAGAAACGUCGGGAGGUAUUUCGUCGUAAAGGAUCCAAAAUACUUCCAGACUUUUUCCCACCUGACGAGCUGACGAAGAAAACUAUGAAUGAUGAAAAGUUCGAUCCUUCUAAAGGCACAGACAUAAGGAAAUAUUAUUCUUGGGAGAACGAAGAAAAAGGCCGGUCUGAAGUGGAAAAAAUCAAGGAAUCUUGGAUGAUGUACUUUGGCCUUACCAAGGCAUGA
Pocillopora meandrina is the source of this 321-nucleotide messenger RNA. The record is from the annotation of a GenBank genome assembly. NCBI's taxonomy places the organism in Eukaryota, Metazoa, Cnidaria, Anthozoa, Scleractinia, Pocilloporidae.